AUGGACGAGCAGGACAUAUACGAUGGAUGCAAAACAAUGGUUAUGGAUCUUAUGGGUCCUGCAUUAGAAGAACUUUUUAUUUAUUGCAAGCGACGAUUUAGUUUGAAAACAGUUUUAAUGCUUGCUGAUCAAAUGUUGGAUCGAAUACAAUGUAUACAUGAUUCAGGUUAUAUUCAUGGCAAUCUUACGUCCGAUACUUUUGUAAUGGGCAUCAAAGAGAAUAUCGCUAAAGUUUACUUGGUGGAUAUGAAGUUUUCAUCGAAAUAUAUUAAAAUCUCUGGUAGAUGUCGCAAACAUAUUCCGUACGAAGAAAAUAUAGAAUUUUUUGGUUCACUUUGUUUCGCAUCUCUCAACAGGCAUUUGGGCACAGUUGCAUCUAGACGAGAUGAUCUCGAGUCCUAUAUAUAUAUAAUUUUAUAUUUCCUUAAAGGAAAUUUGCCUUGGCAAAUAUGUGAAAAGUCUAAUGAACUCGAGCAGGUUCUAGAAAUCAAAACAUCAAUUUCAACAGAGAUUCUUUGUCAUGGAUUGCCUGCUCAAUUCGCAACAGCACUCAACUACUGCCGUGCCCUGAAAUUUGAUGAAGAACCUGAUUAUUUGUUUAUUCGACAACUAUUCCGUGACUUAUUUAAAUCCAUGAAUUAUAAAGAAGAUUGGGAUUUUGAUUGGGUAUCGCGUUAUUACUCAAAAAGAUAG
Messenger RNA from Acanthocheilonema viteae, 693 nucleotides. The record is from the annotation of a GenBank genome assembly. NCBI's taxonomy places the organism in Eukaryota, Metazoa, Nematoda, Chromadorea, Rhabditida, Onchocercidae.